GUUUAUCUCUGCCACCAGUCCUCAACGCCCCGCCAACACAAUGUCGGUGGCCACAAAGAAUCCCUUCGCGCUCCUCGACGAGGACGCGUCGAGUUCCCCCGCCCCCGCACCAAAGGGUCAAGCUUCCACUGCUCCGGCUGCUUCCACACCAUCUCGAGGAAAUCAGCGCGGGCGUGGGGGCCCUGCGUCCCGUGGAGGCCGUUACUACCAGCGAGGUGGUGCAAAUGCAGGCACCCAGAAAGAGAUCACCGCCCAGGAGGAGCCCCCCGUAGGCUCGGAGAGCACCAGGAGAAAGUAUGAUGGCGAUCGCGGACGGGGAAGGGGAAGGGGCCGUGGUGGCCCACGUGGCCGCGGUCGUACAUUUGACAAGCACUCUGCUACUGGCAAAACCGAUUCUGACAAGAAGGUUCACCAAUCAUGGGGUGGCGAUGAGGGCAACGCAGAGCUGAAAGCAGAGCAAGCUGCCGCAAGUGAUGCCGCAAACGAAGCCAAUACUACCACCAAUGACUGGGGCGCCGAGGCCACCGCCGGUGACUGGGGUGCCCCCGCUCCUUCUGGCGAAGAAGCCGCCCCUGUUGAUGGUGACAAGCCUGAAAGCCGCAGAAGAGAUCGCGAGGAGGAGGAUGACAACACCCUUACCCUCGAAGAGUACUUGGCUCAACGAAAGGAGUCUUCUGCUGUCCCCACUAAGCUCGAGGCUCGCAAAGUUGAGGAUCAGGCUUGGGAAGGCGCGUCUCUCAUCAAGAAAGGCGAAGAAGAGGAAUACUUUGCUGCCAAAGCCAAGACCAACACCAAGCCCCGUGCGGAAAAGAAGGAGAAGGUAUUCAUCGAGAUUGAGGCACGUUUCGAGCGCCCGGCCCGCGGAGGUCGUGGGCGCGGUGGUGACAGAGGCCGUGGCGAGCGGGGUGGUCGCGGCCGUGGAGGCAGGGGCCGUGGAGGUGCUAACGGCGUCGCAGCUUCUGUCGACAUGGACGAUCAGACGGCAUUCCCGUCUCUCUCGUAGGCUAAAAGAACGUGAUUCUGUGCGGUCUCGGAUAAUAAGCUGUUGUCGCAGGCCGAGGAUCAUGAGCCAUGGUUGUACUGCGUACCAAAAAAUCUCCUUCACAUUGUUCAUCUGCACCAUCGGUGUUGUCCUUGCUCAGCCCCUGUGUUCUUUCCCGUAUUGUGCUUCUCAAUGUACACUGCUCGCUCGUAUUAUUUUGCCGGAUUCUCAUGUCUUGACGUCG
Coniophora puteana RWD-64-598 SS2 is the source of this 1226-nucleotide messenger RNA. RefSeq lists its product as uncharacterized. Bases 41 to 1003 code for a protein of 320 amino acids. Gene Ontology annotation, cellular component: cytoplasm; nucleus. The transcript has 5 exons. The record is from RefSeq and is a predicted model, not a curated record. Lineage: Eukaryota; Fungi; Basidiomycota; Agaricomycetes; Boletales; Coniophoraceae. Gene Ontology annotation, molecular function: RNA binding.